AUGGCCCCGCUUGCCCGUGCCUGCUGCUGCUUCGCAGUCGACCGCCGCCAUGCCCGGCCCGCUUCCCCGCUGUCGCUCCCCUUCUACUGUCGACGCCACCAGCGCGCGUGCCUCGUCGCACUCACUGAAGACUACCCAUGCCCGCGCGCCUCCUCCCCCGCGCUCACUCCCUGUGCCCACAGCCGCCCGACGCGACCUACGCCUCCUCUGGCCGUGUCCACACCCGCCUCCACAUGUGCGCCCGCGAGCCCCAGGCCGCGCUCGCCUGGGCAUGAUGCGCUUCCACACACGCCCGAGUCGUGCCCCUGCUCCUCGCUGCUGCCUGCAGCCUCCGCCACUCACGCGCCCCGGCGCUACCCGCUACUGUCGAUGUUGUUGUCCUCCCGCUACCCGUUGCGGCUUACUGCUCCUACCACUGCUCGCCUUGCGCCCGACCGCGCUAGCCGCUGGCCACCGUGCCGCCCCGCGCCUCCCCGUAGCUGCAUCUGCUACUGCUGCUGCCGCUCCUGGCCUUGUCUCCAGCCACCGCCCCCCGCGCUCGCCGUCGUUGCCCGGUGUAGCCUCCCUGCGUCGUCCCCCAAGCUCACCGACCUCGCCGCGGCGCCCGGCAGGCUCCCCCGUCGCCGGUGGCCUCGCCCCGCGCCUGGGCAUAGCGCUCCUCGGGCACGGGCGCCCACACCCAAUAACCCGCCCUGGCUGGCCCCUGUGCCACUGACCAAAGGGCCCCGCCCCUGCUUAGAUAAAAAAAGAAAUGUAAAAAAAUAUAUUAAUAAAAACAAUUAA
Molecule: messenger RNA, 783 nt
Organism: Aegilops tauschii subsp. strangulata
Lineage: Eukaryota; Viridiplantae; Streptophyta; Magnoliopsida; Poales; Poaceae
Source: RefSeq, a predicted model, not a curated record